Messenger RNA from Dentiscutata heterogama, 2074 nucleotides. The record is from the annotation of a GenBank genome assembly. NCBI's taxonomy places the organism in Eukaryota, Fungi, Glomeromycota, Glomeromycetes, Diversisporales, Gigasporaceae.
AUGGCAAUAUUCAGCGAUACACUUGCACUACCUUCCGUAUCUAUCAUGUUUUUCGUAUAUAAUUUAAUUCAAAAUCGCCCGGUAAUGGAUGAUGAUGCGGCCGUUGAAUAUUUAGAAAAAUUACAACGUGCAAAGGGUGCUUUUGAUCAUGUCUUUUAUGUUGAAUUAUGGAUGGCCGCUCUAACUGGAUUAGCAGAAGAAUAUAUCGAUUAUUCGGGUUCAGGAGGUCAUGCCCUUUUAUGGAAAAGUUUUGUUCUAGUUAAGCUCCCUGCAUUAAUUGAAAAGCUGGAAGCAAGAAAAUCAUCAAAACUUGGUGAAAAUGAAGAUAUUAAACACGGGCGUCAUGAAUGUGUGAUUAAUCAAUUGUCCGGGUUUCGAGGAUUGUUUAAUGCAUGUAAUCAGCAUUUGGAAGGGGCAAUUGAAGAUAUCUUUCAGGUUGCUGAUAUGUCGGUUGAUAUCUUGAAAGCGUGCUUUAAAAGGAAUCUUUUAAGGCGAGAGUUUGUAUUACGACAAUUGGAACUUGAAUGGAGUGGAUCAGAUUCUAUGGAAACCGAUUCGUAUGCCGGCAGCAUUUUAGACGAUCCUAAUAACGAGAUGAUAGAAAAAUUCGUGUCAGUGAUUCCUAAACGUUUUUUGGAUCAGGAAUCAAGAAUAGAAACGAUAUUAAGGCUAAUAACAGAGUGGAGUAAUAAUCGAAAUUUACGACAUUUGUCAAUAUUAUGUCGUCUUCUUAGUGAGAAUUCUGCUCUCCUCGAUAUUAUUCAUCUAUACCACCAUCCUUCUGAAAUUUUACAACCUUUGGAACAAUUAUGUAAUACAUGGGAAAAACCCAAUGAUGAUAAUUUUGAAUCUUAUCUUCAGGAUUGUGAAAGUUUUGGUACCAUAUUUUUAUUUUUAGUCAAUAUAAUUGAUAGAUAUGAGUUAUAUAAGAACCUUAAAGAUAUACUACGUGAUGAAAAAGGUUUUUGUCAUAUGUGGAUUCUCCAAUCAUCAGUUGUAUAUGAAAAAGGAUCCCUUAAUACGGAAAAGGCUGCUAUGGUUGAUUGUUGGGUUAAUGUGAUGGCGACAAAUCCUCGAAUUUUAAUAGAGUUGGCGCCAACAAUAUUUAAACAAGCACUUGCUGGAAUCGACAAAGAUUCCGAGAGUGCUACUGCGGUAACAUUUGAAACACUAUUGACGAAUUUUGAAUUUUUUUUGAAACCUCAUUCAUCAUAUGCAUUAGUUGGAGCUAUUCAGUGGUUAUGCGAUGAUGUCCUUAAAUUUUUGAUAUCAUCAAAAGAUUUUCCUGUCUCAGUUGCGCGAUUAGUAGCAAAUAAAGUAAUGAAUAUUUUAGAUAAUUCAGCAGGUAGUUUACCAUCUAUAGAGGAUACCGAGACUGAUAUCAAGUUAAAACUUGCCGCUACACGUAAUGAACCAGUAUUAUCAUCCUCAAAACAUCCAUAUGAGACGCUUUUUUCGCGAUUUUGGAUAAUGUUUAAAUCUAUUGUUUAUGGUGGACGUCAACUAAAAUCAACACCUAACAAUAUGAAUAUUGAAUAUGAUAUUGAAUCUCCUCAGAUGGACUUAUCUUUAGAUCUGUCAUGGCGGGGAUCACAUCAUUUAGAUAUUAGCUUGUUUCGAUCAUGUUUAGAAAUUCAUGGGCCGAAGAUCUUUGUUGACUUAAUUGUAGAGGAUGUACUUGCUAUUAGCAAAAAAGGAGUUGGCUACCGAGCUGCCGAACUUGGUGCCUCAUUACUUACAAUCCCUUUAUGUUACACGUGGAACGCACAUCUUCAUCCAAACAAUCUCAUUUACAUAUUAUUUUCGGAUGCGCUUGUUCGCGCACUUGACAGAAAGGUUGCUUCGUAUGUACAAGGUCAAGCUUUAGGAAUAUUGACUUUAAUAGUGUUAAUUACUUGGAACAUUCAGUUUAAUAUUUCUACUAAAAUUGGUGGGAAGGGUAUCUAUGAAAUUUUUAUUGAACAUGUAUUACCAAAAUUCCAAAAUCAAAAAAAUGAUAGUGAAAAUGAUAUAAAUCAACAUAAAGAGACGUGGAGUAAACUUAUGUAUGGACCUACAAGAGGGUUUAUUGAUA